Messenger RNA from Prionailurus viverrinus (fishing cat), 12847 nucleotides. RefSeq names its product protein kinase AMP-activated catalytic subunit alpha 2 (gene PRKAA2). Bases 79 to 1737 code for a protein of 552 amino acids. The record is from RefSeq and is a predicted model, not a curated record. The transcript has 9 exons. Gene Ontology annotation, cellular component: cytoplasm. Lineage: Eukaryota; Metazoa; Chordata; Mammalia; Carnivora; Felidae. Gene Ontology annotation, molecular function: AMP-activated protein kinase activity; ATP binding. Gene Ontology annotation, biological process: protein phosphorylation; intracellular signal transduction.
GCCACACUGAGGAGCCCGCGGCGGCGGCCGCACUCGCACGGAGGAGCCGGCGGCGGAGCGAGGCUGCGCGCGCCGAAGAUGGCUGAGAAGCAGAAGCACGACGGGCGGGUGAAGAUCGGACACUACGUGCUGGGUGACACGCUGGGCGUCGGCACCUUCGGCAAAGUGAAGAUUGGAGAACAUCAAUUGACAGGCCAUAAAGUGGCAGUUAAAAUCUUAAAUAGACAGAAGAUUCGCAGUUUAGAUGUUGUUGGAAAAAUAAAACGAGAAAUUCAAAAUCUAAAACUCUUUCGCCAUCCUCAUAUUAUCAAACUAUACCAGGUGAUCAGCACUCCAACAGAUUUUUUUAUGGUAAUGGAAUAUGUGUCUGGCGGUGAAUUAUUUGACUACAUCUGUAAACAUGGACGGGUUGAAGAGGUGGAAGCAAGGCGCCUCUUUCAGCAGAUUCUGUCAGCUGUGGAUUACUGUCAUAGGCAUAUGGUAGUUCAUCGAGACCUGAAACCAGAGAAUGUGCUGUUGGAUGCUCACAUGAAUGCCAAGAUAGCGGAUUUUGGAUUGUCUAAUAUGAUGUCGGAUGGUGAGUUUCUGCGAACUAGUUGUGGAUCUCCCAAUUAUGCAGCACCUGAAGUCAUCUCAGGCAGAUUGUAUGCAGGUCCUGAAGUUGAUAUCUGGAGCUGUGGUGUUAUCUUGUAUGCUCUCCUUUGUGGCACCCUCCCAUUUGACGAUGAGCAUGUACCUACGUUAUUUAAGAAGAUCCGAGGGGGUGUUUUUUAUAUCCCAGAAUAUCUCAAUCGUUCUGUUGCCACUCUGUUGAUGCAUAUGCUGCAGGUUGACCCCCUGAAACGGGCAACUAUCAAAGAUAUAAGAGAGCAUGAAUGGUUUAAACAAGAUUUGCCCAGUUACUUAUUUCCUGAAGACCCCUCCUAUGAUGCUAACGUCAUUGAUGAUGAGGCUGUGAAAGAAGUGUGUGAAAAAUUUGAGUGUACAGAAUCAGAAGUAAUGAACAGUUUAUAUAGUGGUGACCCUCAAGACCAGCUUGCAGUGGCUUAUCAUCUUAUCAUUGACAAUCGGAGAAUAAUGAACCAAGCCAGUGAGUUCUACCUCGCCUCUAGUCCCCCAACUGGUUCUUUUAUGGAUGAUAGUGCCAUGCAUAUUCCCCCAGGCCUGAAGCCUCAUCCAGAAAGGAUGCCACCUCUUAUAGCAGACAGCCCUAAAGCAAGAUGUCCAUUGGAUGCGCUGAAUACAACUAAGCCCAAAUCUUUAGCUGUGAAAAAAGCCAAGUGGCAUCUUGGAAUCAGAAGUCAAAGCAAACCAUAUGACAUUAUGGCCGAAGUCUACCGAGCUAUGAAGCAGCUGGAUUUUGAAUGGAAGGUAGUGAAUGCAUACCAUCUUCGUGUAAGAAGGAAAAAUCCAGUGACUGGCAAUUAUGUGAAAAUGAGCUUACAACUUUACCUGGUUGACAACAGAAGCUAUCUUUUGGACUUUAAAAGCAUUGAUGAUGAGGUGGUGGAGCAGAGGUCUGGUUCGUCAACACCUCAGCGUUCCUGUUCCGCUGCUGGCUUACACAGACCCAGAUCAAGUUUUGAUUCUGUAACAGCAGAGAGUCAUUCACUCUCUGGCUCUCUUACUGGCUCCUUGACAGGAAGCACACUGUCUUCUGUUUCACCUCGCCUAGGCAGUCACACCAUGGAUUUUUUUGAAAUGUGUGCUAGUCUGAUCACUACUUUGGCCCGUUGAUGAUGUUUCUCUAGUUUGUCUUUGUUAUUGCACUGUGAAAAUCAGAUAUAUUCUUAAAAUCAUUAUUUUACUUAUGGGUAUCACAUCCUCUGGAAUACUGAUUGAGAGUCAUGAAUAUUUCCAGGGGACACUCAAUGCCAUUGACAUUACUGAAAACAAAAAACGUCUGAUAUUUUAUUUACCUGUAGACAUCUGUAAUUCUGUUUUGCCUAUGAUGAAUUCAUAGGCAGUAUCUUUAGUAGGUGAAUGUCGGUGAAGAUUGUUAAUUUAAAAUUGUGAGUUCACUACAGAUGAUUAAUGCACCUUCACCAAGGAUAGUUUGGCAACACCUCUUUGCUCUACUAUUUAAUGUAGGUAAAUCCAGUUUACUUCCUAAAAAGUGAAGCAGGCUUUAAGUUGUGUUGAUGCAUCCCGUUCUCUUGCACAAGAAGAUUAAAAAAAAUAAUACGGCCAUUAGUAAGUUAGUAUUUAAAUGUUGAAAUCUUAAAGGCUUGUCCCCCAAAUUUCAGAAGCCAAGUUCUUCUAGUAGCUUUAGUGUUUGCAGAUACUGCCUAUUGUUUAACAGAAGGGCUGUGGUCCUGAAACAGGUAACUGGUUUUUCCAGGUUCCUUAAAAACAGCUAUAAUCAGCUACUGGCUGGGAGAUUUCCUUGAAUAAUUAUCUUAAGAGCCUUCAGUGUUCUACUCAGUAUUGGAACAUCCAGAAUGGCAGCAACUUUUGUGUUUUUCAUAAAUGUUAUAUCAUUUUUAGAAAAACCUUAACAUCAUUUUAAAACAUGCCUUCAAAAGUACCUUUCUCAAAUUAUUUUUGGCUCUAUUUAUUUUUGUAUUUCACUAAGCAUGAUAAAGUAGACAGUUAAAUGAAACAAAGCAAAAUAUCAACAGUCCCUUAAAAGAGAACUCUUAUCUUUGAUUUAAUGUAUGUGGUGGAGAGUUUUGUGUCUGUCCUGUUGUAUCCCACAAUGCUCAUUCUUCAUUUGAAGUUCAAAUUUGUCAUAGCAGCUGUUCCCCUCCCUAACCUUCCCACCACCAUUGUCUUCGUUGUUUGAUCCUUAGUGGCUGAUUGACUUAGCUUUUUUCUGGUUCCCUUUCUUUGUUCUCUAUCUUGGUUCUAGUCAUCCAGUUUGAAAACACUGUUCUGGCCCUAAGGGCUUUUGUGUACUUCCAAAGCUUAAUAGUCUCUGACCUUGACUGUUGAGGCUGUUUGGGUAGGGAAGCCUUAAACGUUUAAAAAAAAAAAAAAAAAAAAAAGCUCUCGAAUAAAUGUGUGUUGUUUACAUAUAUACAAAUAUGUAUUCACACACCAGUGCUUUUAAAGGAAAACCAGUUUCUUUGUUUUGCCUUGUGCAGGUUUUAUUUUUUAAAGUUUAAAAAGAAACCUAUCUAUAUACAGCACAGUAGAUAAUAAUAGCUCAUUGCUUAUAUUGUUUUAGUGAAACUAUUUAAUUUUUAAAUUAUGUGUAAUUUAUCUAAUUUGUAUUUAUCUAUUCAUUUAAUGUGUUGUAAUUAACACUCUCAUUCACCUGACUUACCCCAGAACAGAUUAAGCUCUUGAAAACCAAGUUUCUCUUUGCCAAAAAUGAUGUUUUCUACCAAGAAGCAAAUGAAAAUGUUAGGAUAAGUUCCUCUUGUGUUUAUGGAAGAUCAGCAAGUCUGUCUUUAAGUAGUUUUGAGUCAGGAGUUUGUAGUGUGUCACAUCAUAUUGGUUUAUAGGAGUUUUUUAAAAUGGUGUUAAGAACUUUUAAAUAUGACUUAAUAUUGAAAGGAAUCUGUUCACCAGUUUAGGAAAGAGGGGUGGGUUUACAUUAAACUGUUUUAAGUUUAAGCCUUUGAAAGACUGCCAUCUAGUGGCAUCAAAGGGUACUUUCUGUAGUUGUUUUUACAGGGAAAGCAGUCUGGCUGUGUAUUUGGCUUAGGGCAUCAUUUUGGCCUCUCUAAAUGUGUAAAUACCUCUUUUGGGAAAAACAGGGCCGCCUCAUAAUAUUUGCUUGACUAUGAAUGGGUGACCUUAGAAAUAAGGAGUUAAUCUGAGGAGUCCUAUCCCCAGGGACAAAAUCCCUAAUAAUUUUGAAGGUGGAAAAGCAGCAGCAAGGACUACAGUGGCAUUUUAGCUCUGUAAGUCAGAUAUUAAAAACUUACAUCAAAAUUAUUUUAUAUGGAUGUUUACCAUGUUUAUUGAGAAUUAAAAAUAUUUACUAUUUUCACACUCUGAUGGUUACCUGUUGAAUUUUAGGAGAACCAGGGUUGCAGUUUGGGUUGUUGUAUGCUUAAAUUUUAAAGUACAGCUACUCUGUGAAUCUAAAAGGUGUAGUAAAUUGCUUUGUAUAGAGAAGAUUGCAGGGGGCUCAGUCCAGCUUCUAUAAAAGGGGCUAGAACAUUGUCCUAGGAAGCUUUUGUUGCAAAUUAGAAGAGGGAAAGAAUCAGUUGCUAAAUUCCCACAUUUCAGUCUUGUAAGCUGGUUAACUGUAGCUGUGGUAUGUGGUAGUUAGAUCUGGGAUAGGAGGAAUUUCCAGUUAAGAUUCUGGAGGAGAGGGACGCCUGGGUGGCUCAGUCAGUUAAGCAUCUGACUUCAGCGCAGGUCAUGAUCUCACAGUUCAUGGGUUCAAGCCCUCGUCAGGCUCUAUGCUGACAGCUCAGAGCCUGGAGCCUGCUUUGGAUUCUGUGUCUCCCUCUCUCUCUGCCCCUCCCCCAAGUGCUCGCGCGCGCGCUCUCUCUCUCUCUCUCUCUCUCUCUCUCUCUCUCAAAAAUAAACAUUAAAAAAAAAAAGAUUCUGGAGGAGAGCUUCUACUAUUAGGUCAUAAAGACUUAGUCACAUCAUGGAAAUGGACUCCAUAAGUUCUACAAUAGCACUCCCAAACUGAUUCCCUUGAGGUGGUCUGCUGAAAAACGAGUCCAUUGAGCAAAUUUGGAAAAUGUUAUAUGCUCCUCUCUUGCUUGAGGAUGACAAGAGAUUAUGAACAUUAAAGACUCUGAAACGUCCUUCAGUGAAAAAAAAGAAAACCAUUUAACUUUAACCCUGCUUUGCCCAAAUUAACUAUAUUUUAAACUUAAUAUCCUUUGGGAAAAGGCAACUUGGGAAAAUACUUUGUCCCAGGUUGCUAUAAUUAGAGUAGUUAAGAAUAGAAUUAAGAUCUCUUUUCUCAUCAGUUGUUGGAGAGAAUAUGGUUCAAAAUCAGAAAAAUUUCAUUUUAACCUGUGGAUAAAUGCUGGACUACACAGAAUUGUGUGUGUGUGUGGGGGAUGUGUUUCAUAGCACCUUGAUCUUCUUAAAUCAGGUUGUGGUAACUGUUUGGGAGCAGAAUUUAUUCUGUGUUGUGUUGAGCUGAUAGCUAAAAAACCUUAAACAAGAUUACUUGUAAAAGAAAAGGCCUAAGAGACUAGUGACUAAAGGCCUAAGAGACUAGAGCUUAUGGCUCUGUGGGCGGUGAGUUCAAGACAUUGAUUCUCAAUUUCCAAAUGUGUAGUCAGUGAACAUUUUGUAAAUACUUUUAUAUAGCACAUCAUAUUUGGAUCUGAUUGCUGUUAUCUUUUGAUGUAGGAACCAGAUAACAUCUUGGAUUGAAUAGGGAGGUAGGCAAACUAUUUGAAGUUGGGUUUUUGUUUUGAACAACAGACUUUUGAGACACUUUUGUAACCUCAAGUGUUUGCGUUCCUUGAUAUUAGCCAAAUAUAAGAAGAAUAUAGGAGCCUAAAUUAAUCAGAAGUAAUGGUAUUUCUGUGUCAGGGAAUUGGCUGUAUGUAGUACAGACAAUUCUCCAUUUUCUGCAAAUAGGGUUCCCGUAAUAGUCACAUAAUUGUGGCUUGCUUUUUCUUAUUCUCUAGCCAGUUUGUACUCAGGGAACAUAAACUGGUUUUUUAUAGAUGAGACAUAACUGAGAAAAUAAUCAUAAAAAAAAGUUACAGGUUUUUUGACUGUUUGAAUUUGUUGCUUCUAAUGUGCAGUAUGCUCAGUUAAUAUAAGCACUGUAUCUUCCAUUUAUAAAGUAGAAAAGCUUAGAAUGUGCCUACCAUGGACACUGUAUCUUUGUCUAUUCACUGGUUAAGAAUUUAAAUCCUGGUAAUGGCUGUGAAAUCUCAAUAUCUAAAUGCUAAACAUCUUCACAGUUUUGUCCGUUUUCGUUUUUAAAGAACUCCACCUUUUCAUUCUGGCAUUUCGUUACCUGGUCAUUCUGUCACUCUGUGACUUUUUAAAUGGGGAAUGUAAUUUAUUUUAAUAAUUCUCAGAGGCUCUAUUAGAAACUCUGGCUGAGGGAUAUGUGCAAUGUUAGUAAGUCACACCUAUGUUGACCUCAGUUUGUAACCUCUAAAGUGGGAGGAAAAGACUAAAAGGCCUCUGAGGUACCUUUGAGCUUUAAAGUUCUGUCUUUGCCUUUUUUUUUAUGUGAUUUGUGUUAGUGUUCACUUUGUAUAUAUUUAGGGGUUUUAUAGUGUGAAUGUUCUGUAUUUGUUCCGUGAAUCAUUUUAAAGGUAAAUACUUGAAAAAAAAAUUAAUAUAACUGCCCUCUGGAAUACAAAUGGCAAAAAUCAUACAGAAAACCAAACACGCUAAAACAUCAUAUGCACUUAGCAUAAGCAAAAUAUGACUAAUUUGAAGUGUUGGAAGUGUUCCAAACAUUUUUACAGUGACUUUUAGAUCCCCAGACCAUAUCUAUUAACUUAUUUAGUACAUUACAGUAACCUUGCGAGGUAACCAUUUUCCAGAUGAGGAAGCAGGACCACAGAGCCCUUCAGAAAGCUUUAAUGCCAUACAUGUAUUCAGCGAUGAUCAUGGCUCUGUGUAUGCCACCUGCCUCCAGGGGAGACCCGGUGACUCACUGAAACAUCUGAGUAGCUGAGUAAUAAAGAUAAAUCAGAUAGAUUGCUUUCGAGUCUUAGAGUGACAUAAAAGAGUCUUAAUUGAAUAUUUCUUAGUUUAAUUAUUUGAACUGGUUGAUUGUACUAAAUUAUCUGAAGUAUUUAUGAUUAGCAUAUUGAUAUUUAAAAUACUAGAAAAACUUUUAGGCAUGAAUCAUUUUACUUAGAUAAUUCUAAGUAGCACAAUCUUUUAUAAAAAGGAAGACUGGCCCCAGCCCCUAACUUAUCAUAGUUUUUGACUGAUAUCUGAAUUGGGCUUCCCUAAAUUUCAUAUACAGAUUGAUAAUUUUUCAUUUUGUAUGUGUAUUUAGAUGAUUAUUUUCAUAGAGUAUAUUUCUAUUCACAGACUACCUAAUUAUGGGCUUGAUAGUCUCCCAGAUCUUACAGAACUUUAAAAUGUAAUUUGUUUGGUGAGCUUUCAAAAAGAUAUGUUCCUUAAACAAGUUGCUGGCGUCCUUACUAGCUCUUCCACAUAUAGUCGUGAUACAUUUGAUGCCACUGAACAGAAAUAGCACGAAUAAUAGCACUCACGGUCUAGACUGGCUUGCGUUUGAAUUGAACUUUUUCAGCCACGACCUGAUAAGAAUCGGGCCAGGUCUCAAAGUUAGCAAGCAGACUGUGGGCUUUUAGUAUCGGUGGGAGCCAGUGUCCGUGUUUACCGCCAGCCGCGUACAGCAGUGCCAGCUUGUGGCCAUGACUGUGAUGUGACUUUCAGUAAUUACCGUUUAUAUCUAAAGCAGUUUAGCUCUUAGGGAAGUAGCUUACGAUGAUUCGGACAAGCAAGGUAGGUAAAUUACAUUUAAAGUGCAAUUAAGGAAACCCUAGAGUAGUGUGCUUUUUCCAGGACAAAAACUUAAGUAUUUGUAGAAUAUCCUAGCAUGGAAAUUUUUCUGAAUGUAGAUAGAAUUUUGAGGAGGUUCAUACAUGUGACUUUUUUGAAGGUUAACUACUGUGUGUUGAUUUAAAAUUUCAAGAAGGAAUAGGAAUGUUCUCUUCAAGGAGAACUGCAUAGUUAAUUUUUUGCUGCUAACUAAGCAUUUAUUUUUCACGGCCAAAAAUGCCUUUUCAGUUAGUUUUGUUAAAAAGAAAGGCCAUUCUUCAAGAUCGAUGACGUUUUCCGGGAUGGAAAAAGAACUAGAUCCAUUGUUGUAAACAAAUACACCUUAAUUGUGCCUUCUCAAGUUAGAGGAAUAGUCAUAACGAGUCAAAAAUUUGAACUAUCUUUUUUCUAAUUCCUCUCCUUUUUCCUUCCAUCUGCCCUUCACAGAUGGUUACUUUGCUUUUUUGCCUGUUUGUUUUCGGGCUCCUGUGGCCAGGCCUUCCCCUGUCAGAAGCUGUUCACUGGAUGUAUUUUUCUAUUCCUUUUACAUUGCUUUACUUUUUAAGUCACUUUGGCAAAACGUUGGCUGCUUUCUCAUGUUUUUAAAAUUAAUAGCAAUCUUUAUAUUUCAGCCCUUUAACAUGUUUGUGAAGGCAAGAAAUAGUGCAGAGCAAAGAACAAAAAUCUAAUUUGGAAUCUGAUUCUCGGUUUGGUUGUGUUUUCUCAUCUACAAAAUGUGGACAAUAACCUACCUCACAGACGUGUGAGAAACUGAAGGCCCUCACUUAAAUACAGGGUUUAUCAUCCUAUUUAAGGUAGGAUCCCUUCCUUUUUUUUAUAGGUAUCUUUGAUACUGAUGGGAUGAGUAUCUUGAUUUUAGCUAAGUCUUAUGUGGUAAGAAAAAAUGUUUAAGACCACAGUUACACCAACAUACCAAAUUAUGGUAUUUUAAGUGACUUAAAAUUUCCUGAAAAUAUCAAAUAUUCAAAUGUCGAAUUUGUCUUUUGUGGCAACAUGUAUUCAGAACUUCUUAAAAUGUUGGCUGAAUCUGCCUUAAUGUACCAAAACACAGCUUUCUUUCAAGACUGUUCACAAAUAUGUAUGGCUAUAUAAUGUUUUGUGUGUUUAAUGUAAAAUUGUUAGAGAACUGUGACCUCUAAGCAUAGUAAUCUAAAAAAUGUUUUAAGAAGAACUCCUGUGUUCUUUGUCAUAUAUGCUGAAAUAUCAUACAGUGGGUUUUAAGUGCAACAAAUAAAACUGAAAGUUGAUAGCCAUUAGGUUAUGACCAUGACAAUCAAGAAAAUACAAGAUUGGCUAUUAUUCCAAAAAAUUUUAAGAGUAUCCUGUGUUCAUUCUUGCCUAGCCUAUCUUUGAAAAAGACAAAAAAAAAAAAAAAAUCCCAUUGACUGACACAUUGACCUGUUGAAGCACUUGGUAACCUAUUAAAAAAUCUUUUUAAAACUGUUGAAAUUGGGAUCAUUUUUUACGAUUUCAGGAAGAAAAAGAAAAAAGCCCUGACUUUGAGUGCUUUUGUGUUUUAAUAACCAGAGAUUCAAAUUUCAGUUUUGUUUGUUAGGUAUUUUUUGUGGGUGUCGAAUGAUCAGUGAGAAGGCUCUGUCUUCCAGUAACCACGUGGUGAAGCUGUCAUCUUGAACUACAUGGCACUUCAUACUUCUGGGUUCUCCCUGAUUCAUAUUUGCACUGUGCGUAUUCACAGGUAACAAACACAAAAGAGAAAAGCAGCCCGAUUGCUUAUAAGCUUUUUUCACAAGAUCAAAUUAAAGUCUCUGGUUAAUGUGAAAGCUGUUUUUGUUUCUGCUCAGUCAUUAAGCUAAUAUUCUACCCAUCAGUUAAUAGUUAGAGAGAAAGCUGUUGAAGGAAAAGAUUGCCUGUGAUUCCUUGAAGAUUUCGUACUACUUUUUGUUGUACAUUGUAGUUUCUAACUUUAGCCACUGUAUUUUCUAUUGAUGCCAUAACAAAUUAUUAUAAACCAGUGACUUAACACCACUUUAAUAUCUUACAGUUCUGUACGUCAGAAGUUUGGUGUUGCUUCUUCAGGUCACACAGGCUGUGACACAAGGUCACAAAAGCACUGGUAGGGUUGGGCUCUGGGGAAUCGUCUGUUUCAAGGCUGCUUCAGAUUUUUGGCAGAAUUUCGGUGCAUGCUGCUAUGGGAUUGAAAUCCCAUUUCUUGUGUGGCUAUUGGCUAGGGAUCAUUCGCAGCUUCUAGAGGCCACCAUCAUUCCCUAGCCUGUGGCUCCCUUUAGCUUCAAGGCCCGCCACAGCGGGGUGGGGGGUGGUGGUUCGUGCUUGAAUCUUCUCCUGCCUCUUCUGUCACUACCUUUCUCUGACUGGCUGGCUCUUCUGCUUUCCUCUUCUUAUUUUAAGGGCCCCUGUGAUGAAAAGUCAACUGGCUAGGGACCUUAAUUUUACAGGAAUAACACCAGUGCAUACAAAUCACAGAGGAAAAAAAUCUGCUAACCCCAACCAUAGGACAGGAAGGGAAAGGACCUCAGUGUAAAAACAACAGAAUUUUACACUAAAGGCUUUGCAGACGUGAGCCUAUGUACUUAAAAUGGUCGCCACUCAUACUUCUCUAAAUGCAACUAUCUGAAAAAUACUGUAUGGUAAUCUGCUUGAAAAACAUGUAAGAUUUCGAUUUGCCUUCUACAAACUUUAAAGAGAUUUGCUUUUAUUAGUUAAAAUGUUUUUGUUUCUUCAAUUGCAUGGGUAUGGAUACUUAUUGUAGGAAAUUUGUAAAGUACAGGAAGUUUGAAGAAGGUGAAAAAAAAAUAAUCCCUACUCUUUUGUCCCCAAAGAAGCACUUCUUAGGAAUUUGUUAUUAUAUAUUCAUUUUUUUCUCUUCCUAUUCUUUCAAAAGUUUUGAAGAUGUACAGGAGAGGGCCUGGUCAAGAGAAAGCUCUGUCCUCUUGGAAGAGCAAGCGUUUCAGAGGUUCUCAAAAGGAGGAAGGGAAGGUCUUGUUGGGGCAGGCAUACACGUUGCUGGAGGCCUGGCCCCUACGUGAAGUUGAGCGUGCCAAUGUUAGCCUCCUUUAAGGUCAAGUACCUUUGGAUGCUGUUGUCUUUAUCUGUGUAUAUAAAAUUAAAAAGUCCAUCUUUCUAUUGAAGUUUUAUGCUAGGUUAGGGUUUGUAGGAGACAGAUGGCAUCUGCUUUGAUAGCAUUGAAGUAUUAGUUACAGUGUUGACCUUAAUAAACCUCAUAGAUAAAUGAGAUACUUGGUUUGAAUGCUGUGAUUUAAAGAAUGGGAGAAAUGUGGCUGAAAUUAGUGAAAUAGAUACAUAACAUUAUGGAUAGAAGCAGUUAUUCUUCCAAAAAACUAUUUCAUAUCAAUAAAUAGUAAUUAGGUAGUAGUUUAUAUUUUAAAAACAGAAAAUAUUCAAUUUACCUAGAACAUCCCAGCCAUUCUUUCAAGUCUUAAGAUUUGAAUGUCAAAACCAUAUUUUUGUUUCUAACAUCUUCUACCUACAGAAAACACCAGGUAUCAAAAUAAUAUGUACACAGUAUUGCACAUUAAGGAUUUUAGAACACAUUUAUAUUAUUGUAUUAAUACGACAGCCUGAUAACACUGUGAAGUACACAGGUUGAGUGUUAUCAGCCUUUUUAAAAUUUAUUUCUGAGAGCGUGUGAGCCAGGGAGGGGCAGAGAGGGAGACAGAGUAGCCCUGUUUUACUGAGGAAAGUGAGGCUCAGAGCUGAGCUACUGAAUCAGAACAAGUGACUGUGUGAUGAGGUGGCAAGAUGGGUACAUGAUUUCUGACUCUUCUGCACAGGAUUGUUGGAGGAGAGGUCUCUGCUCAGCCUCUCACUCACCUCCUUGUCCACAGGCCAUACGUAGCCUCAUCUUCUACAAUGCCCACGGCAAUAGGUCUUUUCCCUGGAGUGUGUGAGAGGGCUGUGCUGGCCUCUCAUGGAGUAGCUGUAAUUCAGGGGGGUCCAAGCAGCAAUGUAUUCCCAGUCUAUGGAUUGAGCCCUUUAUUUCUGCUGUGUUAUUCCUUAUCUCUGUGUUAAGGGUCUCAUACCUUCCAGUCUUCUCUCAAGUCCCGUGAGUAUGCUUAUGAUCAUUGCUUCAUCAGGCAUGUGACUUGUAUCUAUUUUGGUUAGGUUUCCAGCUGUGGCUCGUCUCGGUUCUUUCAUUUGGGAAAAAUUCUUGCGACGUCUCCUGGUCUUCAGCCUAAUAGCUUUGUGAAGAAGGGGGCCUCUCGUGCCCUUCCAGGAGGGUCACUGCUGUGUACUGUGUGUGCCCGGGCUGCUUUAUCCUUCAGGCCAGUAGUCUGCAGAGGCUCUUUGCCUGUUGCGGGCAGUGUCCCAGGCCAGAAUGUGGUGUGUUUUAACUAAGUCGUCUGCCACUGGAACCAAGGCCACACAAAACUCCCAGGUUGGAAUGGGCUGGAGACGUGGUGUCGCCAGGGGUUUGGGCCCGGCUCCUGGGGGAGGGAGCCGGCCGCACGGCCUGAAGCAAGCUGACUGGGAAAGUAGUUCUUCUAGAACAUGGGGAGGUGGGGCUCGGUGUUGUCAGCAAGUGAGGUAGUGAGUGUGGCACUGUGCUAAUUCCUGCAGGUGGCCCUACCCACUGUAGCGACCGCGAUCCAUUUGUCUCUGGCCCUUCCCACCUUCUUUGACGUGGCCUCUUCUCCACCUUUAGUUGGGGAGUUUGUUCUGCCAGUCUUCAGAGUGAUUUCUGGAGUAUUUAGGAUGAUUUGAUGGGAGGAGGUACGCCUAGAGUAUUCCUACCCUGCCGCCACAUUCCCCUUUCCUCUAAUGGAUACUUUUUAUGCUUGGCCUUUGUUGGUGAGUGCCAUUUGGAACAUGAGAAAGAAGAUAAAAGAACCUAGAAGCUUAAAAAAAUAGUUUCACAGUAUAAAGAAUUAGGUCAUGAGACAAAUUCCAUUACACCCUUGAAGACUAGACUCAGCCUGUCUAAACAAUCGAGCAGAAUUGUUCGGUUGUUCAGGGCUGAAGAAGCCACUUAAAACAGCUGUAUGCCUAUGUACAAUUUAUCUCAUGGACAGGCAGUGCACAUCAUGUAAAAACAAAGAAAGUGGAACUGUAAAUAACAUUAAUUCUAUUUGAAUAGGUAUUUAGGCAUAGAAUUAUUUUUCUUACUUGAAUGACAGGAUGUUUUAAACUGACAGCAUAUAUAUAUAUAUAUAUAUAUAAAAUUGUGUUAAUUUAGGCUCUUCCUUUAGGAAUAAAUUGCUUUUUAGCAUUCUGUUCCCAAAGGAAGCCAAUAUUGAAUAGCAUUUGUCUGAUUUUGGUUUUCUGAUAAAGCAGAAGGACACUUACUUUUACCUUGAUUUUUUUUUUUUCUAAAGCCUGAGCCAUAAUUACAUUCAAGAUUAUACCUUAAAUCUAAGUAUUUAAAAGACCUUGGUUACAUUAUUUAUUUUUCAGAAUUAAAUUACAUGCAAUUUAAAUG